GUCUGUUGUUCUGAAACAUCAUCAUCAUGCAGUCGGUCGGAAUUCCUGCUGUUUCUGUCCUGAUUUAUCUGCUGAUGCUUCCGUGUCAAGCCUUCAUCAUCAGAGAAGUUCUAGUGAAAGACUCUGUGACGUUCCCGUGUUCCUGCACUGGAAACUGUCCGGUGGUUCAGUGGAGUCGCUUCAUUCCCAGUUACACCAUUGUGGCUAAAUGGAAGUGUCCCAGAGGACAGAAUUUACAGAAAAGAUUUGAAAUAUCAGGAGAUACCAGCAGAGGAGAUUUCUCCCUGAUGAUCAUCUCAGUAGCCUACAAUGAUGGCGGCUCCUACAGGUGCAGCUGUAAUGGAGAAACAGUUAGUGAAGUGAAGAUGAAGGUUCUGGUGGCGACAGUUGUAAAGGUUCAGGAGAAGCAGAAUGUCACCCUCCCGUGCUACGGAGACACUCGGAGACAAGAUGUUAAAGAUGUACAGUGGAAGAAGGAUGGAGGAAAGGUUGUGCUGUACACUCAUGCAAACAGAUCAGUGACUACUGAUGAAGCAGGAAGCAGAUUUAUGAUGUCAGUAGAAGACUUUCUGGAUGGUGAUCUCUCUCUCCACAUCAGUUCAGUUCACCUGUCUGAUGCAGGAGAAUAUCGGUGUCUCCUCCAUGAUGAAUCUCAGGAUGGAGAACCAUCAACUGUUGUGCUGGAGGUAGAAGGGCUACAACAUCAAACAACCACCAGCACCACCAGCACCAGCAGCAGUGAGGUUACAGUACUGCGUGUGCUACUUGGAUUGAUCUCUGUAGGUUUUAUCAUCGGACUGAUGGUUUGGAUUGUGAGAAGACACAGAGAUCAUCCUGUAUUAGAUCCAGAACCACAGGCAGCUCUGAAUCCAUUUCAGAACUAGAUGAUGAUAAUUAUUUAAGAGUGGACUCAUGUUCUUCAUCAUCAUCAUCAUCAUCAUCAUCAUCAUCAUCAUCAUCAUGUUUAAACGUUUAAAAUAUUAGCUGUUAAUUGUUAUAGUUUGUAGGUGGACCAGCUUUUCUAUCUACAGCACUAUUGUGUUAUACCAU
Silurus meridionalis is the source of this 1050-nucleotide messenger RNA. RefSeq lists its product as uncharacterized. Gene Ontology annotation, biological process: T cell costimulation; cell surface receptor signaling pathway; positive regulation of T cell proliferation. The record is from RefSeq and is a predicted model, not a curated record. Lineage: Eukaryota; Metazoa; Chordata; Actinopteri; Siluriformes; Siluridae. The coding region runs from base 27 to 884 and encodes 285 amino acids. Gene Ontology annotation, cellular component: external side of plasma membrane. The transcript is spliced from 4 exons.